AUGGAUGCCUCUAAUAAAAGCAAAAAAGUAGGCGGCACUCAGGGGAACCAACUGAAUAAUAAUAAUAUCCUUAGUACCUUUCAUCAUCAUGAUUCACCUGCAAGAUUUACAUCAACAUCUACAGUUGCCAACAUUAAAAUGUUGCCAAUAAUUUCAACAAACAUUCCUCAACAAAACGUCCCACUGUUGACUAGCAACAGCAACAACUACAGCAGCAACAACAUUUGCAACAUCAACAAAAACGUCACUCCAACAAUAAUUUUACAACCUCAAGUGAUGUCCAUGGAGAAGGGUAAAGAAGCAGUCAACACGCCAUACCUGUUGUGCUUCAUUCAACAACAGCCCAACAACAACAACAAUGUUGCAGGUAGCUUCCAACAAUUCAAACUUCUUCCUCAACAGCAGCAGCAUCAGGGAUCGUUGUUGAAGUGUCAGGACUUUCAGAGUUUGAAUCAAAAAACCUACAACAGCAACAACAUCAGCAUCAGCAAUUUCCAGAACGUGGUGAAAAUACAAAACCAAGAAAACAUCAGAUCAAAUCCUCCACAAGGCAGCAAAGAAAAGGAAUGCUUUUUCAAUGCCAGCACAUCACCAUAUGUUAGUGACAUCAUCGACAACAUCAGCAACAACAACACCAACAACAACACCAUCUCUUCUGGACAUCAUAAAAAGAAUUUCAGCUCAGAGGCAAUUAGCCUCAUCAUUAUCCUCAUUAAAAAGUGUCCAGCUAAUUCUACAUUGAUGUUGGCCAACGAUGAACACAGAGCUGAUAACAUCAACAUUCAAUAUAACAUUAAAAAUGCUGACAUUAAAGACAAGAAGACUGGCAACAUCAUCAACAGUAGCUUAAAAGCUAACAAGAUCAACAACGACAUCAUUAGCAACAACAACAGCAACAUCAGUAGCAACAACUACAACAUCAUUAGCAGCAACAACAACAUCAGUAACAACAACAACAACACCAGUAACAACAAUAGCAACAACAAUAACAUCAGCAAAAAUAUUACCUCAAUUGUUGAUCUAUAUCUCAUCAACAGCAUCAACAGCAACAACAUCAAUAAUAACAACAACAACUACAGUAAAACCGGUUUCUCUGACAUCAUUGCUGGAAGCAUCAACAAAAAUACAACAACAACAACACCACAAGAAACCUCAUUUAAUUAG
This is a messenger RNA of Helobdella robusta, 1164 nucleotides long. RefSeq lists its product as hypothetical. The record is from RefSeq and is a predicted model, not a curated record. The transcript has 5 exons. Bases 1 to 1164 code for a protein of 387 amino acids. NCBI's taxonomy places the organism in Eukaryota, Metazoa, Annelida, Clitellata, Rhynchobdellida, Glossiphoniidae.